Messenger RNA from Dermatophagoides pteronyssinus (European house dust mite), 814 nucleotides. RefSeq names its product ATP-dependent helicase brm (gene brm). Gene Ontology annotation, cellular component: nucleus. The record is from RefSeq and is a predicted model, not a curated record. Gene Ontology annotation, biological process: regulation of DNA-templated transcription. Gene Ontology annotation, molecular function: ATP binding; histone binding. NCBI's taxonomy places the organism in Eukaryota, Metazoa, Arthropoda, Arachnida, Sarcoptiformes, Pyroglyphidae.
CAGCAUUUUUACAAUAUUUUUCCAUUGUUGUUUUUAGAUAGAUUAUUAAUCUAUGAGUUUGUUUUCAUGUAGGAAAGCGCUUUUUUAUCAACCAAAAAUGCAAUUUUUCAUUUUGUUCGUUAUUGUAUUGUUUUCAUUUGUUUUCACAGAACGAUUGAUGGUUCGAGCUGAUGAAAACAUGAGCAAAAUAUUCAAUCGUUAUCAAUCAAUUAUUUUGACCCAAAAAGCUGAAUUCAUAAGGAAAGCAAUUAAACCUUCCUGCCGAAUGAUGAUGAAUCCUGUAUUGGACUCAUGUAUGGCUGAAUUCAAAGUUAUGGUGAAUUUUACGACAACAAAUCUCUACAGUGAUGAUCACCGUGAUGAUUUACGCGAACAUUAUGAGCGAUCAUUCUGCUAUGCUGCAUGUCAGUAUAAUGAUUGUGUAUUGAAAUCCAUCCAAAGAAUCAGUGAAUAUUUACUGGAUUUUUGUACCGAGACUGAUGUUUUAUGUUCACGAUCGAUUCUGAAUGGAAUGAAUAUGCACUUUGAAACUCGAAAUUCAUCGGAUAAUAUUAUGAAAUGGUCAAAUCACCUAUGUUCACAAACUGAAUGCAAACAUUUUGCAUUUAAUCGCAACUUUUUUACUUUGUUGAUUUCAUCCCUUGCUUUAAUUACAACGUUAUUAGCAUUAUUGAUUUCGUCUUAUUUUUUCUAUAUAAGUCGAAAACGUCAAUUAAAAUUUCGAUUCGACCCCAGAGAAUCGACAACUUUAAUGAGCAUGAUUAAUUAAACAAUACAUUUUAAUAAAUAAUACAAAUUACAUUUUCAACAUUCU